CUUCUUUUUAUUUUAUUUUAUUUAUUUUUUUUUUGUUAUCGUGUAUAUUCUUUCCUUCUAUUACUGCUCAUUGCUAGCACAUUUUACCCUUUUCUCCUCCUCUCUUAUUCCCUCUCCGUUUCUUACCGUUUCUGCCUUCUUUUGCCUCGAAUCUGAUCCUCGCCUAUUCCGGUUUCCCCUCUCCCCUCCCCCUCCACACAUAUUCUCUCGCUCUCUCUUCUCUCUCUCUUCCUCCCACCACAUCAUCAUCAUCACCACCACCGCCACCAUUUCUCACUCCUCUGCAUUUGACCACGGACCGGUUUGUCCGAGAGAUGAGUGUCUCAUUUGGCUCCUGUGCUACUGGACUCGCCCAGGAGAACUGAUUAUUGACCGGCGGUGGAGGAAUUGUGAUGAUGGGGGAAGUUCGCAGCAUGAGGACGCCUCCGCUUCCAUCGCCGGCCGAGGCUCCUUCGCCUGUCGCCGCGUCCCAGUCCCAUCCUCACCCUCCUCAUGAACCUCGUGGUCCUUCUGCCUCUGUCUCUACUACCUCUUCUUUUCUCCCAAAAGACAACGAUGAUGGCGAAAGUGCGAUGCUGGACGAUACUCUGCGGAUAGCUAACACUCAUGCUGCAUCUUUGCAGCAUCAACAGACUCCGGACGUGUCCUGUAUAUCGUCGAAUAAUAUUCCUUCCGAGUACAAGAGCUCCGACUCGGGAAAAGGGUCUCAAGAGGACCACGGUCGAAGCCUGCAGACCCUGAGAGAGUUACGGAGACAGAUGGAAGAAUUGCUCGCCUACCAGCAGAUGCAACAACAAUCCCAGGAUCAGGACGCCACUGCUGCCGCUGCCGCUCCUCCCAGUCGAGAAGCUUUUGCUUUUCCUGCUCCUCCCCCUGCCCCUCCUUCUGCCCCGCGAGACGAUCCGCUGCCUUGUUCCUCAACUCCCCACGAAUCUUCCAAGAAACGGCGCAUCUCCAAUGACGAAUCUCCGCAAUUCCCUGCUUCCUCGUCCUCCGGUGCCAUGCCUACUGCAGCCGCAUACUCCGACUCCACCAGUUCUGCUGGCACCAUCCGCCCCCCAGAUUCCAGUAAUAAUCCCAUGCUCGCCGGGCAGACCCCGUCCUAUCCGUUCCCCAAGAUGUACCCCUCGCCAUCUCCCGCCGCCGCCAGAUCGGCGCAGGAGUCAUCACCAAUGCUCAACCACAGUCAUUUCAAAUUGACACUCCCCGCAGAGAAGUUGAAAUUCAGCAAGGGUCCCUCCUCGCAGCCGUCGGAUGAGCGGCCGGCCCCGGUGAUGAAGACGCCAACACCUCACAGCGUAUUCCUGCCGCCACAACAUAAACCCGUCAUGGAAGAUCCGAUAUACCCCAGUCCAAACCUGUACGAUAUCACCCUUCAACUCAGUGCGGACCCGGGCCUCGAUGCUUGGUGGUCCAACGUUGUCAACAUCCUACAGACAUAUUAUGGUGCGGAACGGGCUUCUUUGGCGGUCCCCGGGGACGCGACGGACUUGGAGAACGUGCCAUGGGGACAAAAAGCGGUGUUUGAUCAAAAUCUCAGCGAAGAUCCAGAUAGCAUCCACCAUCUCUACGGCGAGACGACUCGGGCGGGGCCCAGCGGAGCGGACUCUCAAAACACAGAGACAGUGGCGAACAACAGCAGCAACAACAAUGUUAAUACCACCAAUAACACCACGGAUGGCCAUUCGCGGUUGGGAUCGGUAUCGGCCGCCAAACGGCCAUCACUUCUGUCGCGGCAUUCAUUUGCUGGCUUCGGAAAGGACCGCAAGCAUGCCGCUGAUCAAGAUCCGUCGCAACUACUACAUAAGAUAAAAGUUGAGAAUGCGCAGUCAGCUGCCGCUACCAAUACUAUGGACGUGGAUUCUGGGCUCUCGCAGAGUACUCCGACAGAUAAUCGCGACAAGGCGAACGUGAUGACGCCGCAGACGCAUUCACUUGAUGACGCCUUAAUCACCACACCGCAGCACAGCUACCGACAAGCCGUCUUCCCGAUACCCCGGCCAUUGGAAGUUGAGUCGGAUCCGCUCAUCAAACGAACAGGUGUCGUCAAGCUGUUUGGCCGCACAAAGCCAGUUGUCCUGACCCGGGAAUAUUCAAAGGGAUCGGCGAAUGUCUGCUCAGAAAAACAUGGUGGAACAAUGGCUCGGUCUCCCGCGGACGACAAGGUUCAGGUCACACCGACGGCCGAACCAAUUCGCCCUGGUGUCCCCCAAACUCCGUCUCGACCUGGCGGUUCGACCCUUCAGGCUCCGGCACUCGUGCCUGGGCUGCCACCGUCAAUGGAAGUUUCGGACGAGUAUGAGCAAGUUCCUCCAUCACCCUGGUCACAAUCACCCGCGCCAUCGCCGGCUCCGCGGGCGCAGGCUGAGCAGAACCCAUUCUUCGUCAGUUAUUCGGUCGACGAGUCGGCAUUUGCGAAGAAUCCCCCUCCACACGACUACUCCAACCUUCAGCCCUUGCAAGCGAUCGGGGUCGACCUCGCCAAGUCCGUCGUGCACAUUCCUCUCCUUCACGCUGGCAGCUCCAAGCAACCCUCCUCGUCUACCUUGCGGUUCCCUGUUGCUGUGAUUUCCAUCCUGUCGCCUAUCAUCCCUUACCCGUCGAAUCUGCGACAGUCGCUUGCGUAUCUGAUGCCACAUUUGACCACGUCGUUUUGUCUGGCGCAGCAAUACAGUCAGCUGGAACGGCAAUUCGUUUCUCGUCUCGAAACGCCACGGUACGGACAUCUGUUAGGCCUGGGUGGGACAUUCUCCGAUGAGAGCAGCGAACUGGAGCUUGUGGCUGGGUUGAGCGGACACGUUAACUACAGGGUAGCGGAAGAUGGUACCAUUUCAGCACAUGCCAGCCUAUCGAGUCCCGAUGAGAAGUCCAAUUCGACCAAACUCAGUCCUCCCAUUCCCGGAGGGCCUGGUGGCACACCUGGGUUCGAGUUGGGCACUUUGGGGGCUGCGACCGCCAAUAACAUCGACCAGAACGACGCUUCUGGACCAUCUAUCAAACUAAGCCGGGAGGCGGCAGAUAGCUAUUUCAAUGUUCCGCAGCAGCAACACAAGAGCUUCCGCGAAGCCAUCAUGUACCAGCAACGAAGGCGACUAUCAAAGACGAAAGAGCAGGUGACCAUGCCGAACCCUACGUCGCCAGGAAAGUCCCUGGUCAAGGCCUCAACCGACGACGAUUCGGCUUUGCAAGAUCCGAGCGCCGUGGCGCCGUCCCCUGUGCAGGAACCCCGGUCCCAGGCCGCCGUUUCGCCCACCCAACCAUCGACUUCACGUCAUCCGUCAGCGAACUCGUUAUAUGCGCAGUUGCAACGCGAAAUCCCUCGUCCGUUUUCCGAUACUGUUGCGCAGUUGAUGCUCAACUCGGUUCCGCUGCACUUGUUUCUGGCUAAACCACAGAGUGGUGAAGUAAUUUGGACCAAUUCCAAAUUCGAUGCUUACCGGAGGAGUCAACCCCAAGAACAGAAAAUGCGGGACCCGUGGCAAAAUAUUCACAACAGCGAGCGCGAGCAUGUCUCGCAAGAAUGGGCCAAUGCGUUACGGACUGGCUCUCAAUUUACGGAACGAGUGCGGGUCAAACGCUUCAAUGACGAAUCUGCCUAUCGUUGGUUCAUUUUCAGGGCCAACCCGUUGCUCUCGUCGACCGGGGAAGUUUUGUACUGGAUUGGAUCAUUCCUCGAUAUUCACGAACAGCAUAUCGCCGAGUUAAAGGCCGCACAAGAACGAGAGAAGUUCGCGACCGACGCCAAAUACCGAGCAUUCUCCAAUUCGAUCCCGCAGGUAGUGUUCGAAGCAGCAGAAUACCGUGGCCUGAUUUUUGCGAACGAGCAAUGGCACCUGUAUACGGGCCAGAAACUUGAGGAGGCGCUCAAUUUCGGCUUCGCAAAACACAUACAUCCCGACGAUCUAGAAAAGUGCGGCCUGCUCUCCCACCACCUUAUCGGCAAGACCGACUCGAGGGACCCGUCAUCGUCAGAACUUCCUAAGGGGAAAAAUGCACCUCCCGAGCGGCACUUCGGCCAUGGAUUCACCCCGGCCCUGGAUGAACUCGUGAAGCGUGGCGUUGCCUCCGUGCAACAGGAUGAAAAUGGACGGGUGUUCUAUUCGACUGAGAUUCGUCUUCGUUCCAAGGGAGGCGACUUCCGUUGGCACCUAGUCCGCUUGGUUCGGGUCGAAACCAGCAGUUUUGGCAAUGGCGAAGCGUCGUGGUACGGAACGUGUACCGACAUUAACGACCGGAAGAAUUUGGAGCGGGAGCUGAACAAGGCCAUGCAACAAUUGAACAACCAAAUGGAAUCCAAGACCAAGUUCUUCAGCAACAUGUCCCACGAGAUCAGAACCCCACUUAAUGGAAUCCUUGGCACUAUCCCAUUCAUCCUCGACACCCAGUUGGACACGGACCAACGGCGAAUGCUGGACACCAUCCAGAAUAGCUCUACCAACUUGCGUGAAUUGGUUGACAACAUCCUCGAUGUGUCCCGCGUGGAGGCCGGUAAAAUGUCGUUGGUGAAUUCCUGGUUCCACGUCCGGUCCGUGAUCGAAGACGUGAUCGAUACCGUGGCAUCGAGAGCUAUCGACAAGAGCCUUGAGAUCAACUACCUGAUGAACGUCGACGUGCCGCCAACGGUCAUUGGUGAUCGAUUCCGUAUCCGGCAAGUGCUCAUCAACCUCGUGGGUAACGCAGUCAAGUUCACUUCGCAGGGAGAGAUCCACAUCUGCUGCUCGAUCCACCAUGACCCAUCCGCCCUAGCGAAGAACACGGAGUUGUUGUUGAACUUUGACGUCGUCGAUACCGGCAAAGGCUUCAGCGCCAGAGAUGCAGAGCGUUUGAUGCAGCGAUUCAGUCAACUUGGACAGAACGGAUCACAGCAACAUGCAGGCAGCGGAUUGGGAUUGUUCCUGUCCAAACAGCUGGUGGAGAUGCAUGGCGGUAAAUUAACACCCAGCAGCAAAGAGGGCCAAGGUGCGAAGUUCUCGUUCUACGUCAAAGUCGAUGCACCUCCUCCAGUAACGCCGGAAGAACAGUCUAAGGGUGCCCGUCAGCAAAAGGCAUCGGAUGCGCAGACAAAGCCAAGUCAGGAAGCGGUUGGCGCUAAAGGUCCAGAGGCCCCUGCGCCCGAGAUUCCGGCUUCUCAACCACCUACCAGUACCGAGUCUUCGGCACAGCCUGCGCCACCGAUGCCAUCCGAAAACUCGUCUGUCGCGACACCAGAUGCCAAAAAGGCCGUCUCCAAAGAGACUGACCCUGAUCAAUCAGCACCGGCACCAGCGGCAGAAUCUGGCCCGCCAGUGAGCAAGGCUGCACCAGCUGCAGAACCAAAGCCAUCACCGCAACAGGCCAAUCCUUGUUCUAUUCUCAUUCUUUGUCCGCUCGAAAACACACGCAAGGCCAUCCAGCAGCAUAUUCAACAGGUGGUGCCUCAUGAAGUUCCGUUCACGAUCAAAGCGUAUCCUGAUAUCGAUGAUUGGAGGGAUAUGGUAAACGAGGGCACUGGCUCCAGUAUGACUCAUUUGGUUCUCAAUCUGCCUAAUGUCGAUGACGUUAUGGAUGUGAUCCAAUAUGUUUCCGAGUGCGAACCGACUGCUGCGCCGACGCUGGUUCUCAUUUCUGAUCUUUAUCAGAAGCGUCAAGUCAACCCGAAGAUCAAAGAGUUGUCUGCAAGUGGAAGGAAGGUCUACACGGUACCAAAGCCGGUCAAACCUUCGGCAUUCUCGGCCAUUUUCGACCCUGACAAUAGGCGCGACCUCAGCAAAGAUCGGAACCAAGAUAUGGCAAGGGAGAUCAACAACAAUUUCAAGACCAUGUCCAAGAUGGUCAAGGAGGUCAUUGGUAACAAAGGCUAUCGGGUAUUGCUUGUCGAGGAUGAUGAAACGAAUCGCAUGGUCAUGUUGAAAUACCUUGACAAGAUUAAAGUCAUGGCCGAAACCGCAUCUAAUGGUCAGGAGUGCACGGAAAUGGUCUUCUCCAAAGAGCCAGGCUACUACUCCCUCAUUAUUUGCGACAUCCAAAUGCCAGUCAAGAACGGUUACGAUACUUGUCGAGAGGUCCGCGGCUGGGAACUCAAGAAUCAUUACCCUCAAAUCCCGAUCAUGGCCUUGUCCGCGAACGCAAUGACAGAUCAGAUCGAAGACGCAGCGCGUGCUGGUUUCAACGACUACGUGACCAAGCCCAUCAAGCACAACGAACUUGGAAAGAUGAUGAUGGGACUACUCGAUCCCAAUAGACCUCUGCUUUUGCUUCGUGAUCGUCUCCGAGAAGACAAUGAAAACGAUGACAGUCAUCGCGAAGAAUAAAAGGCAGAGCGCUACCGAAA
This is a messenger RNA of Aspergillus glaucus CBS 516.65, 6310 nucleotides long. RefSeq names its product putative sensor histidine kinase/response regulator (gene pkhB). Gene Ontology annotation, molecular function: histidine phosphotransfer kinase activity; phosphorelay sensor kinase activity. The coding region runs from base 393 to 6290 and encodes 1965 amino acids. The record is from RefSeq and is a predicted model, not a curated record. Gene Ontology annotation, biological process: protein autophosphorylation; phosphorelay signal transduction system. The transcript is spliced from 3 exons. Lineage: Eukaryota; Fungi; Ascomycota; Eurotiomycetes; Eurotiales; Aspergillaceae.